Messenger RNA from Labeo rohita (rohu), 6485 nucleotides. RefSeq lists its product as uncharacterized. NCBI's taxonomy places the organism in Eukaryota, Metazoa, Chordata, Actinopteri, Cypriniformes, Cyprinidae. Gene Ontology annotation, cellular component: cell surface. The record is from RefSeq and is a predicted model, not a curated record. The coding region runs from base 1 to 6087 and encodes 2028 amino acids. Gene Ontology annotation, biological process: cell-matrix adhesion. The transcript is spliced from 45 exons.
AUGCAGUUUAACCUUAAUGGCUUAGACAAAGAAUGUGCUGCUUGUGAAAAAGCAGGCUGUGCUAGAAGGUCCCAUCGUGGUCCUAAAGGUGUCUCUUUCCCCACCCUCCCCUCUCAGGAAAACAUCACCUAUAUCACCAAUGCAGGCGUUCGGGACGCAAUUCUGAACCUGACUUUGACGGCUCUGGCUCCCAAAUUCCCUCUCUUCCAAACCAGUGACUACGAGCUGUGGUUCCAAAUUAAUCUCGUGGUCCUGCUGGCCAGCUUCCGUCCUUCAGUUCUGGUGGUGAUCCCCGCCAACCUCACCUGUGACUAUUACGAUGCAGUAUUGAAAGGCCUGGAGAACGCUUUGGCAGUUCUCCCAUCUGGAAUUGGAGUGGAGUUGAAGUCAAGUAUAGGUGAACUUCGACAGUCAGCACCAGAAGGCUGCACGCCUCCUCGCCCUGUCGGUGUCUGCGAAGAAACAGUAGUGGACGAGGUGAGGCUGUGUGAAAGUGUCAACCGCGAUGGACUUGGGAGCCAGGUUCCUUCCUCGGAUCGGCUGUGCGACUUCGGCAUCUCUGAAUAUGCCUGCUCUUCGGUUGCAUCAUCUCUGUCCUCUGGCGACCUCGUCACGCUGCUGACUUGCAAGCAGCCGAACAGCACGACCGGCGCGGAGGCGUGGACUUUUCUUCCAGAAAGUCGCGGGAGUCCUGGAGGUUGCUCUGUCAGCAACCUCAGUGACCGUCAGCCUGAGCCCCACGUUCUCGAUGCCAUCGGAGAGGUCAAAGUCAACAACUUCAGCGCCACACAGCUGACGGAUGUCAGCUUCGUUGCCCACUGGUUCCAGGGAAGGCUGAGACCAUUCUUGCCAGCAGCCUCAAAGGACUUCCUGUCCUGCCUUAGCUCCAAGAACUUCAGUUGCGACACCUACCAAGUUGUGGUGCAGGCACUCAGUCGUCAGGCGUCCCUCAUGGAGGUGGGGCAACAACGGCUCGUCUUCGCUGAUUUCGUCCUUCUCUUCCUCUCUCGAGAUGACCUAGCAGAUCCUGCCUGUCUUGCUAAGACCACGAGCAGCGCUGACUGGCUGGAGAAGAACUUUGGCAACUUCUCUGUCUACGCUACCUUGGAGCAGUUGCAAACGCUGAAUGCAAAUUUCUCCAGUUUUGAAUCGUUGACGCUGCUGAGCCCUAGCCAAGUAGCUGAGCUGACACUGAGCUCCGGAGCGUUGAACAGCACCAAUCAGAUCGACGCUGUGUUCGACCGCCUGGAGGACGGCGACGCUUUCAAGAACGUGGAGGAGUUCCUGACGACUCUAACCGCAAAACCUGAGAAUCCUGAUAUCACCCCUGCUGUGAGAGACGUGAUGAUGAACCGAACCUUCGUAAUCAUUGCACCCAAGCUCCAGGAAUUUGCGGCUCCUGACUGGGAAGUGUGGUUCACCGUGAAGCUCAUCCCCAUCCUCCCCAGUUUCACCGCAGAAAUGCUGCUAGAGGUCACAGCUGACGUCAACUGCACCAACUACCACGUGAUUGUUAAAGGAUUGAAUGUGGCUUAUUCACAAAUGCCUGUUGAAAGAAGAGAGGAAGUUGCUGCAAAUCUAGUAGUUUACCUCAGACAUUCUGUGCACCAGAUCAGUCAGCCAGCCUGCAAACAGGUUGUCCAAAAUGACACUGACUGGCUUGCUCUGAACCUUGGUCAGUUUUUCACCUAUGUUCCUAAUUCAGACUUGGCAGAAUUCAACAUCUCUAGGGAAGUCAUACUUGACUCUCUAACUGGUGAACAGAAAGUGGAGAGAAUCUUGACACCAGGUCUGGUGGAUGAGGAGUCUGCCGUUAGAGAACUGUUUGGAUCUGUUGUAAAGUCUUCCGGCCAGAACCAGUUGGAUGAAUUCUUUGAGAAAUUCGUCAGCAUGUCUGCACAGAGAAACGUGUCAAGCAUCAGCACAGCUGUGAGCAGCAUCAUUCUGAACAUGACAUUGACGGACCUGGUGAACAGAUUUGAAACCUUUGAGCCGCAGAUCUUUGCUUUAUGGUUCCAGUCAUACCUGCAUGUUUUCCUCCCUGGGAUCGGUCCGGAUAGCCUUUCUGUCAUCCCCAGGACCAUCAGCUGUGGUUCUUACAGAGAAAUUGUGAAAGGCUGUGAUGACAUUUUCAGCACUCUCACACCGAUUCAGACAGAGUACGUCUACAGUUUCACACGAGACUAUCUCUCCCAUCAGCCCAGCCAAGGAAACUCCUGUGUGCAGAGUACUAACAGUGACUCUGACUGGCUGCUGAAAAACUUUGGACAGUUCCGCAUCAUUGCCAACUUCACUGACUUUAUCAACUUGAAAAGAGACUUUAAUGGGGUCAAGGCUGCAGAGUUUCUGACUCCAUCUCAGCUGGCUGAGCUUUGCUCCGACCCGUCACGUCUCAGCGGACCAGCGGAUGUUCAGACUGUGAUGAAUGCGCUUCAAACGCAGCAGCUUUCAGAGUUUUUUGAUGCUCUUUCUCCAAACAUCCGGGUCAAUGAACCGGGCUACUCUGCGGAGGUGAGGCGGACCUUCCUGCAGACGGUGUUUGCGCGAGGCGAUCUGUCGUCUCCUUCGGUCACUGAUUUGGAGCUGUCGGUCUGGCUCACGGUUCGACUCAGGCCGCUGCUCUCUGCCUUGAGCCCAGCCAACGUUACGGUGUACUUUGACAUCGUCAGGGCUCGAGGCUGCAGCGUCAAACAGGAGGCUGUCAGUGUGCUGGACUCUCAAAGAACGGCUCUGGAUGAAAACACACAACAUCAGAUCUAUAGUAACAUCCAACAGUUACUCACAGACGCUCCUCUUCGCUGUUAUGUCAGUGGCAGUUUCUACCUCUUCCUCAAGUCUUUCUUCCUCCAGUUUGGAUUUCCAGACCUCAACUCCUUCCAGUCUCUGAUCCCUGAGGACAGGAGGCCUGAGCUGUUGGGCUCCAUCUCUAUGGCCGAGCUGAGCGAGUUUCUGAACGCGCCACAAACCCUCGGAAACGGGUCGGGACUCUGCGAUCUGCUCAGCCAGUACAACCAGACCGCACGCUAUCUGGAGAUGGAGCCGCUGGGAUCCGUGGGUUUGGCCCGGCAGGUGCUAUCCUGCGUCUGGCCUCGAGUUCUGAAGCUGGAGAUCCAGUCUGAGGUGGAUCAGUGGUUCGACCGUCGGCUCGUGAGAUACCUGCCUCUGCUCAGCUCGGCGCUCAUCAGCCCCGCGCAGCUCAGCAGCGCCGCCUGUCUGCCCUACAGGAAACUUGUUUCAGUUCUUGGAAACAACUACAACUUCUCCAAAACCGAUUUCACCCCAGAGGACGUUUACGGCUCCGUGAAAGUAUAUCUCACAAAUGGUGGCUCACCACGUUGCUACAACGCCUCCAAUCCUCAGCUGAACUCCACAAACUGGCUCGUGAGCUACAUUGGCAUUUUCAUCAGAUACGUCAAUCUGUCUGACCUCAACUCCUUUGUGUCGCCUAACCAGAUCAAUGUCUUCUUGGAAAACCCAGAGAACCUUCAGCUGCUCAACGGCACGGCGACAGUCCAGUCGAGCGUAGCCAACUACUACGUAACACAGCUGUACAAUCAGAACCCGUCCUUCAACCCCAUCAGUCUCCCAGGUCAGUUCCUGUGUGGAAUCCCUUCAUUUGCGUUCGAGCUUCUAGGAGCAGCAGACAGUUUGGUGCUCAUCCAGCGGAUCAACGUGUUCUGUAAUGGAACCGAAAUCCCUGAGAUCACCUCUGCUCUCGCGGCCAAUCUCCCUUCGCUCUCCUCCGACACCAUUCAGCUGCUCGGCAGCCAGAGCGCUGGACUGACGGAGGCUCAGAUAAGCUCCGCCCCCUCUAAUGUCAUCAAGGGCGCGCUUUCGACUCUCAGCGCCGUCGCCGGCUGGAAUCAGGGCCAAGCUAACGCGGUCAUACAGACCCUCAUCGAGUCCGACUUUCCGAUCAACACCGGCUCUUCACUGCUGUCUCUCGGCACGCUCGUCAAGGGCGUUCCAGCAGAAACCAUCUCCGGCAUCGAAUCUUCAGAGCUCCUGGCCAUAUCCCAAAAUCCCACCUUCAUCAGCAACAUCCUCUCAGCGCCAGACAUCGUGCAGCUGGUUUAUGUCAUGAAGAUCGUGUCCAUAGAUGAGACUAAAGUCAUCGAGAACGUUCCGGACGCGUUGGCUGGCUCGAUCCCGCGCGUCUUGUUGAUCCCCCAGGAGUCCGUGAACGUCACUCUGAUCAACCAGAAGCACUGGACACAGGAGCAGGCUGUGAUGCUGUUCGGCUCUGUGGCGAGUGUCAGUAAGGACGCUGACGAGCUGUCUGAGGCACUGCUGCAGGGUUUCACCUGCACGUCGGCCCAGACGCUCGCCGACCCGAAGGUCAAGCAGCUGGUGAAAGCCUGCAGAAAUCGUCCGGGGCGGCAGAAGGUCCAGCUGAAAGAGAGUCAGCUGAUGUGCAUGUACAACUAUAUGAAAGACGAGGCUUCGCCAAGCUUUACGGAUUUGCCUUCAGACAUGCUGCUUUACUACAACUACGAGAAGGUGGAGAAGGCGAACUGCCGCUCGUAUUUCAGCGCCGUGGGCACGGCGGAUUACACCGUUCUUUCCGGCGUCCUUGACAAACAGAAGACUCUGUUUAACAACGCACAAAACUGUCUGGGUAUUUCGGGACAAAGGCUAAGCAAAGAUCACGUGGAGGUUCUGGGUAACCUGACCUGCACACUCGAGCCCGUCUACAUCCAAAACUCCGAUCCAGCCAUCAUUGAGAGCCUGAAAAACUGCCGCGAUCUAUCCGACGCUCAGAUCAGCGCUGUGCAAACACUGCUGCUCUCAGGAGAAACUGUCUACGGGAGCUCCUCUGGUUGGGAUCAGCAGAUGCUGGAGAGCCUCGACACGCUGCCGCUCUACUUCACUGGCGACUUCUGGAGCCGCUUCAGCGCGCCUACAAAGAGGAAGUACUUGAAGGUGUUCAUGCCAUUGCUGAGGACGAGAAACACGGAGAAGCCGAAACUAAAGAAACUCUUUAAAAACUGCAACGCUGUAUUAGACGCUCAAAGCAGAAUCAGGCGCUCUGCAGACUGCACCGCGGGCAACAUCACGGAAGCCACGAUCGCAGACGCCUCGUUCCCGUUCGGCUACACCGCGGCCCAGUUUGAUGCGUGUCUGACCGUCCGAGUCCUCAGAGAUAACCUGGCGGCCGUCACGGAGAAGGUGGACGACAGCGAUUUCCAGAGAAUCAUUCUGAGCAAGCUGAAGCAGGUGUAUCCGGCCGGUCUGUCCGACAGCGCGCUGCAGCUGCUCGCGUCUGUUUCGCGGCAGGCCACGCUGGACGAGAUCAGGACGUGGAACGUCACCAGCAUCGACACGCUGACAGCGCUGAUGGACCAUAACAACGGAGAAUGGGACAAAGACAAGAGCAAGGAGGUGAUCCUCAGGUAUCUGAGUGUGACCGGUCACACUUUAGGCAGUAAUGAGCUGAACGUUAUUGGCUCGAACAUCUGCGCGCUGAACAUCUCAACACUUCAGAGCAUUACAGCAGGAGACCUGAGCAAUGCAGAAGUUCUGGAUCUGUCCUCAUGUUCGUAUGAGCAGAAAUCAGUUCUGUACGUCACUGCCAACUCCUCGUUCAGAGCUCAGCGCAGCAACGGCCCCAUUUACUUCCACCUCAUCAGCCCAUACCUCGGUGGAGCUCCUGUGGAGGACGUGAGGGCUUUGGCCUCUUCUAACAUCACUAUGGACAUCAGCACCUUCAGAAGCCUUAGCAUACCUGUUGUCACGGGUCUGAGUGUGUCUGACGUUCGCGCUCUCAUGGGUUCGGCCGUGGGCGACCUGAAGGUGUUUGAGAACGACUCUGUGGUUCAGGCCUGGAUCGCCUCACAGCCGCAGUCUCAGUUAGACACGCUGAACGUGGGUCUGUAUGGAGGCCGUGCCGAUCCGAGCGCACCCGCACCCACACCCGUCACCGUCCAAAGCAACAGCACUGCUAACAGCACCGGCAGCGUCAUGUCGACGGCUCCCGGCCAAUCAUCUGUGGCGACAGUCACCGCACAAGGAUCUGCAUCCGCUCUGGGUCUCGGUCCAGGCCUGUGGCUCGUCGUGUCCUGCGUGUGGCUUCUGACCUUUACAUGAUACAUGAGCUCAACAUCCAUAACCAACAUUAUCAAAAAUGAAUGAAAUCAUGAUCAGAAAUCAGUUCGAUUGACACUCUCUAGUUCUGCACUAGAUCAAUGUCGGUAAUCAAUAAUGUAGUAUCACUAAUGAAUAGGAACUUAAUAUCACUUGAUUUUUGUCUCUCCCAUGUCUGUGUAAUCACAUUUGUUCUCAAAUUAUUUUUAAUUACAUUUUUCAGACUUUUCCAGUCUAAUAAAAAUAUUGACACUUGUUAUCUGACAAAAAAGUUAUGAAGGAAACCAUAUUUUGUGAGCUUAAUAUAACACAACAGCUAAUUAUUUUGUGCAUCAAGAGUAAAAUAUUAUUUUCACGUUCACUGUUACAGUUAUAAUUACUGACUUUUGUCUUCAAUAAAA